Xyrauchen texanus (razorback sucker) is the source of this 2612-nucleotide messenger RNA. RefSeq names its product FACT complex subunit SSRP1-like. The transcript is spliced from 18 exons. Gene Ontology annotation, molecular function: DNA binding; histone binding; nucleosome binding. The coding region runs from base 133 to 2247 and encodes 704 amino acids. The record is from RefSeq and is a predicted model, not a curated record. Lineage: Eukaryota; Metazoa; Chordata; Actinopteri; Cypriniformes; Catostomidae. Gene Ontology annotation, cellular component: nucleus; FACT complex.
CGGAGGUUUAACGCGGGAAACUGGAGAAUAGAGGCACUUGGUCACUUUAUCAUCUGUUUGUUUGUUUUAUAAAAUAUCUCCAACGCCGGGAACUACGAUUGCGCAUUUGUAAAGCCAGUAUUCACCCAAAGAAUGGGAGACACUCUUGAGUUUAAUGAGAUUUAUCAAGAGGUGAAGGGAUCGUGGAAUGAUGGCCGGCUGAGGUUCAGCAAGCAGUCUGUGGUCUAUAAAAGUAGUAAGACCGGGAAGGUGGACAGUAUUCCAGCCCCUGAACUCUCUGUGGCCCAGUGGCGGCGAGUCUGCCUGGGUCAUGGAAUCAAACUGGCUACCAGCACUGGACACAUCUACAAAUAUGAUGGCUUCAAAGACACAGAUUUUGAGAAGAUUUCUGCAUUUUUUAAAGCAAAUUUCAAGGUCGAGUUGACUGAGAAGGACAUGUGUGUGAAAGGCAGGAAUUGGGGCACAGCCAAAUUCACAGGGCCGCUGAUGUCAUUCGAGGUGAGUGACAAUCCUGCCUUUGAGAUCCCACUGGCUAGCGUUUCCCAGUGUGCAACUGCAAAGAAUGAGGUGACAGUGGAGUUUCAUCAGAACGAUGAUGCGGAGGUGUCGCUCAUGGAGGUCCGCUUCUAUGUCCCACCCAACACUGGAGAUGAUGGCUCAGACCCUGUGGAGGCAUUUGCUCAGAAUAUUCUGUCAAAGGCAGAUGUAAUCCAAGCCACCGGAGAUGCUGUGUGUAUCUUUAAAGAACUUCAGUGCCUUACGCCAAGAGGAAGGUAUGAUAUUCGUAUCUACCCCACGUUUUUGCACCUGCAUGGUAAAACGUUUGACUAUAAGAUCCCCUACACCACCGUACUGCGCCUUUUCCUGCUGCCACACAAGGACCAGAGGCAGAUGUUCUUUGUGAUCAGUCUAGACCCACCGAUUAAACAGGGUCAGACACGUUACCAUUUCCUCAUUCUCCUCUUCUCCAAAGAUGAAGAUGUCAGCCUCACUCUCAACAUGAGCGAGGAUGAGGUGGAGAAGCGUUUUGAAGGGAAGCUCAGUAAGAACAUGUCUGGUCCACUCUAUGAGGUUGUCAGCAGGGUCAUGAAAGCUUCGGUCAACAGGAAGAUCACCGUACCUGGAAACUUCCAUGGUCACUCGGGAUCGCAGUGUAUCACCUGUGCAUAUAAGGCGAGCUCAGGGCUGUUGUAUCCUCUGGAGAGGGGCUUUAUCUACUUGCACAAGCCUCCGAUUCACCUGCGCUUUGAGGAGAUCUCCUGCGUCAACUUUGCUCGAGGAACCACCACCACCCGCUCCUUUGACUUUGAAAUAGAGACCAAGCAGAAAAACCAGUACACCUUCAGCAACAUUGAGAGGGAGGAAUAUGGAAAACUCUUUGACUUUGUCAAUGCCAAGAAACUGAACAUCAAGAACAGAGGAUUUAAAGAGGGCAUGAAUGGUGCAGAUGGCUACAGUGACUCUGAUGAAGACCAGCAUGAUGCUUACCUGGAGAGAAUGAAACUGGAAGGCAAGAUCAGAGAAGAGGGAGAUGGCAGCGACGAAUCGGAGGGAGAUAGCGAUGAGUCUUUCAACCCUGGAGAAGAGGAGGAUGAAGUUGCAGAAGAGUUUGACAGCAAUGCCUCAGAGAGUGAUAGUGAGGCGGAAGAUGGAGACAGUGAGGAUGAAGGCAAGAAGAAGAAACCUGAAAAAAAGCCCAAGAAAGUGGUCAAGGAGAAGAAAGAGAGGAAACCACGGAAAGAGAAGAAGGUAAAGGACGCUGGUGCUCCUAAGAGGCCGAUGAGCUCUUACAUGCUGUGGCUCAAUGGCAACCGAGAGCGCAUCAAGAAGGAGCAUCCUGGAAUAUCGGUUACUGAGAUCUCCAAGAAGGCUGGAGAGAUGUGGAAACAACUAGGCAGUGACCAGAAAGAGCAGUGGGACAGAAAGGCACAAGAGGCCAAGAAACAAUAUGAGAAAGCCAUGAAAGAGUACAAAGAGAGCGGAGGAGGAGCGUCCACUGUUACUAAAGAGAAGAAAAAGAAAGGAGGGAAGGUGGAAGGUAAGAAGAAGGGUGGAGGAGAAAAUGAGAAAAAGGAAAUCGGCAACGACAGCUUUAAGAGUAAAGAGUUCAUCUCCAGUGAGGAGAGCUCGUCUGAAUCUGACCACGGCAAAGGCAGAAAACGCAAGGCAUCUGAUGAUGAUGAUGAUGAGGAAGAGGAAGCUGCUUCCACACCUCCCAGCUCAGAGGAGGAGUCAGGGUCUGACUGAUAUCACACUGACAGCAUAGACAGUUCCACAACAUCUCAGGUUACACAAACAAAUGUAUGAUGGUUACUUGGACCAAGACCUCCUACUUCCUCUUAAUGUACAUCCCAAGCACAUUUUUACACCUGUUCCAAUCUUUUUCAUUCAAACUCAGAAAUAGACUGGUAACAAUAAGUCCACAUCUCUUAGGAGCAACAUCUGCAAAGCUCUCUGAUACUUUUUCCAGGUUUGAUAGAAACAGACAAAAUUCAGGGAAGUCUGGAUAGAGGGGGGUUCCCUCUUUUUUUAAUUUUUCAAUAUAGAGAAACUGCAGUUCAUUAAAUGUCUUCGUUGUUUUGACAACACAAAUUUUGUACUUUUUAAUUUAU